Molecule: messenger RNA, 1801 nt
Organism: Uranotaenia lowii
Lineage: Eukaryota; Metazoa; Arthropoda; Insecta; Diptera; Culicidae
Product: plasminogen activator inhibitor 1 RNA-binding protein-like
Exons: 2
Coding region: 228-1574 (448 amino acids)
Cellular component (GO): cytoplasm; nucleus
Molecular function (GO): RNA binding
Source: RefSeq, a predicted model, not a curated record
UGUCAUACCAAGUACGUAGUUGUCACUGUGGGGAAAGAAAAUUCUUCAUUUUGUACCUAAAAUACUGCAUCGGUACACGAGAGAAGAUUAAUUUUUGUGAGGCGGAAUUUAGAAGUGUGCUUGCAGUAUGGUUGAAGAUUGUUGAAUUAGCUGCUCCAGAAUCGCUUCCGUUCUGGCGAGUUUAGAAAACCAUCCUUGCAUCAAGAGUAUUAGGAGAGAACAAGAAAAUGGAGAAUACGUCGUAUGGGAUAAAUGUGGCGAAUCGGUACGAUCUGUUUUCGAUCGACGAUGAAGCAGGCGACCCAUUCGAAGCUCUAGCCAAAAAUAAGCAGAAAAUUGCUAAGAAGCAGACAUCGGAGAACACUUCCGCCUCAAAGGUACCAGCAACAUCAGUGACAACGACAGUGACGAAAAAUGUGAAAAAUGCGGAAAAGGAGAAUAAAAGUAACCCAACCAACAGCAAAUUUAAUAAUGAAAAUAGGCAUCCGGACAAAACCGCUUCCGAAUCCAAAGUUAUGAACGCAGGAAAUUUACAUAACGUACCCCGCGGAGGAAGUGAAAAACAUGGCAUCAAAGAAACUCAGAAGGACAAUAUCCGUACAACACGUGAAGACGGUAAAAAUGGCUACGCAGGAGGGAAAAACACCGAGAGGCGUUCGCAAAUCAAUAAAAGCAAUUUUCCAUCCAGUCUAGAAAAUCGAGAAGAGAGGAAUAACAGAAAAAAUCGCGAGCUAAAUAACGAUGAGAACAACAUCAACCGCAAGUCCCAAAAUGGCAAUAAUAGGCGUGGUGGUGGCAACUUUGAGGGGCGUGGUGGAAAACGGGAAUUCGAUCGCCAAUCUGGUUCUAAUAAAACAGGAGUUAAAGCUGUAGAGAAACGUGAGGGAACCGGUUCACAUAAUUGGGGAAGUGCAAAGGCCGAUGCUAAGGAAUAUAAUAACCUACAAGACGACUACCAUCACACACAGGACUCCGAAGAAGACAAAACAAACAUCUUGGACCAGAGCAAGGAAGAUGCUUCGACGGAUCCAACUGCCAACAAAACCUCAGUUGAGGAGGAACUCAAAGAAAUGACCUUGGACGAAUGGAAAGCUCAGAUUGCAGCUACCCGUACUAAGCCACAGUACAAUCUUCGAAAGGCCGGCGAAGGAGAAGAUGCCACUCAGUGGGAAAAGAUGGUUGCAUUAGAUAAGAAAAAUGCGGAUAUUGAAAUCAAAGAGGAGAACGAAAUUCAGAAGAUUGGAAAACAAAGACAAGUUCUUGAAAUUGAAUUUCAUUUUAAUGAUGGACGGCGUGGGGGUUUGAUGGGACGUUCUCGAGGCCGUGGUGGUAAAGGUGGUGGUCGUAACAUACCCAAACGAGAUGAGAUUGGUGUUGGAAGUGGUGGCGGCAACGGUACAAGAGGUGAAAGGAAAGAAACUACUGACGGCGACCGGCGCAAUCGACCACCAACGACCAACGAAGGUAACAACAAUUUUGGCGGAAAUUACAAAGUUUCAAAACAAACUAACCGUUUCAACAAAAAUGCGGCUCCAAAAGUAGACGAUGAACAUGAUUUUCCUUCAUUAGGUUAGUUUUCAGUUGUAAACUUAUUAGAAAUGAAACCCAUCUGCAAAUUUUACGAUUUAUAAUUCGUAUAAGCAUGCUUUUUUCAUACUAAUAGGUUUCUUAACUGGAAUAUUCGAAAUAAACAAAACCGACAUAUAAGUAAAAAAAGUAAAUCGUGUUUUGUCCUGAAGAACUGUAACUGGUUACAACACAAUUCUUGGAAAAUCUAAAAUAAAAUAUCAAUACAACAUAA